AUGCCGCCGUUUCUAUCUGUUCUGUUCAUAUGCGUUGGCCUAUGUGGAGUACUCAUUCAUGGAUGGGGUCCUGUGGGUCAUAGUUUAGUCGUUCGUCUAGCAGAAACUCAGUUAAAUAGUUCUGAAUUCGAUUGGCUACGUUCAUUGGUGCCCUGGUUUCUUAAUGGCAAUUUAAGUUCUAUGGCUUCAUGGCCAGACGUUAUUGUUAAUCCUAAUACAAAUCCUAUCGGCUAUCAAAAUUGGAUAUGGACUAAAGAAUUACAUUAUAUUCAUAUACCCGAUUGGAAUUGUACAUAUUUACCUGAAAGGGAUUGCCAACAAGAUCGAUGUGCUGAAGGUGCAAUAAACAAUUAUACAAAACGUGUUGUUGCUCCAUUGAGUGGACUCAUUGAUGAGACACAACGACAAGAGGCUUUAUACUUUAUUCUUCAUUUUGUUGGAGAUAUUCAUCAACCGUUACAUGCUGGCUUUACUAGUGACAAAGGUGCUACUUUGGUUAAAGGCUAUUUCAUGAAUGAAACCGAACAAACUGAUCUUCAUUGGUUAUGGGACAAUGACAUGUUAAUGUAUCGUUUACAUCAUCAUUUUUCAUCGGAUGUUGACAAAUAUUUUAGUUAUCUCUAUUCGCUAAUGAUGAAUCUACCAUCUACAAACGAAAUUAAUAGUGACACAGAUUACAAAGUGUGGAUUAAGGAAGAUACUGAAAUUGUCUGUUCACAGAUCUAUCUCGAUGAUAACAAUCAAACGUUUACUACGUCGUUCAAUUUGGGUGAACCUUAUUUUGAACGAAAUUAUGCAGUGGUCGAUAAGCGAGUCGCUCAAGCGGGUCGUCGUCUUGGUAUACUUCUCAAAAGUUUGAAACCUGAAACUCCUUACUCAUCAUGUAAUACAGUUCGUUCGAGUGGACUUGUUAUCAUUAUUAUGCUCAGUAUUGUGAACUAUUGUCAUUCAUAUAAAAACUGA
Rotaria socialis is the source of this 963-nucleotide messenger RNA. Lineage: Eukaryota; Metazoa; Rotifera; Eurotatoria; Philodinida; Philodinidae. The record is from the annotation of a GenBank genome assembly.